Molecule: messenger RNA, 414 nt
Organism: Penicillium longicatenatum
Lineage: Eukaryota; Fungi; Ascomycota; Eurotiomycetes; Eurotiales; Aspergillaceae
Product: NAD-dependent epimerase/dehydratase family protein
Exons: 1
Coding region: 1-414 (137 amino acids)
Molecular function (GO): dTDP-glucose 4,6-dehydratase activity
Source: RefSeq, a predicted model, not a curated record
AUGGACCCCAACGAUCUGAAGGAUAAAUUGGUAUCGAAAAAAGUUCUCAUCUCUGGGGGCACAGGGUUUGUUGGUUCCGCCACUGUGCGCGCCCUGGCAGAAAAGCAUCCCUGUUGCGCCAUUACCGUCAUCGACCGCAGCCCCCCACGUCCCCAAUAUGCACUACCAGAGGGGAUUACAUGCAUGCAAGUCGAUGUGUCCUCUGCGGCCGAUGUUUCCAAGGCAUUCGAGGCGGUUAAACCGGAUGUGGUGAUCCACACGGCUGGAGUCAUCCCAGCGCUGGCUGACCGAUUCGGUCGGAGGUUGGAGAAGGAGGUGUGGAAGGUCAAUGUCGUUGGUACCCAGAAUAUGCUGGAUGCAGCCACAGAAAAUGGGCCGUUGCAUUCAUCUAUACCAGUAGCUGCUGUGUGGUGA